GCUGCAUUAACACUCCGUACCAUUUCACGCAGUCCGGCGGCGUGGUGAGCCUUGAGGGCUGCAAAGCCAGUCGCGAAGGAGGUGGCAUUUUCUCGCGUGGCAACAUUCCGAUGGAGGAGACGGCCACGCUGACAAUCCGUGACUCGCAGGCAGAGAGAGGCGGAGGCAUCAUGACGACGUGGAUCAACAACAAGGCAAGGGGUUUAAAACCUUUGAUGCUGGAAGCUUCCCUUUGCAAUGUUUCUCUCCGGCUCCUAUCCCUAAUACCCCGGGUGGAAGACUAG
Molecule: messenger RNA, 284 nt
Organism: Symbiodinium necroappetens
Lineage: Eukaryota; Dinophyceae; Suessiales; Symbiodiniaceae
Source: the annotation of a GenBank genome assembly